CUUCUGUUCAAAUGUCACUUAGUUGCCGGUGGUAAUAGUGUAGUGUUGUGCUAUCCUUUUUGUGGAAUAAUUCACCAGUUUGUUAAAAAAUAAUACUCAAUAAUGCCACCGAAGAAGGUGUCGGAGCCAGAGAAGAGGCCUCUGAUUGGCAGGGUGGGCACCAACUUGAAAGUGGGCAUUGUUGGGGUUCCCAACGUCGGGAAAUCCACCUUCUUUAAUGUCCUAACCAAGAGCUCAGCGGCUGCUGAAAAUUUCCCCUUCUGCACCAUCGAUCCCAAUGAAAGUAGGGUUCCUGUUCCUGAUGAGAGAUUCGACUACCUCUGUGAAUACUUCAAACCAUUAAGUGAAGUUCCUGCUUUUCUAAACGUGGUGGACAUAGCCGGUCUGGUAAAGGGCGCCUCCGAAGGGCAAGGUCUCGGAAACGCCUUUCUUUCGCACAUCAGCGCUUGCGACGCCAUCUUUCACCUGUGCAGAGCUUUCGAGGAUGACGACGUCACGCACGUAGAAGGGGAUGUCAACCCCGUUAGGGAUUUAGAUAUCAUUUGUGAGGAACUGCGGCUGAAGGACGAGGAGACGCUGGCGAAGAAUUUGGAGAAAUUGGAGAGGACUGUGCUUAGGGGUGGGGACAAGAAGCAGAAGCCAGAAUAUGACACGUUACAAAAGGUUAAGCAAGUUCUAAUGGAUGAGAAGAAACACAUUAGGUUUGCUGAUUGGGAUGGAAAAGAUAUUGAAGUACUCAAUAAAUAUUUAUUUUUAACCUCUAAACCAGCCAUCUACUUAAUUAAUCUUGCGGAAAAGGAUUAUAUUAAAAAGAAAAAUAAGUGGUUGAUAAAAAUCAAAGAAUGGGUUGACAAAAACGAUCCCGGGGCGAUAAUUAUCCCUUUCUCCGGGGCCUUCGAGAACAAGCUCCUCGAGGAAUACGAGGAUCCAGAGCUGAGGAAGAAGUUCCUUGAAGAUAACAACGUCACCAGUGCACUGGGCAAAAUCAUAGUUCAGGGUUACAAGGCCUUGAAAUUAGAAUACUUCUUCACCGCUGGGCACGAUGAAGUCAAGGCUUGGACAAUCCAGAAAGGUACCAAAGCGCCACAAGCCGCAGGUCGCAUCCAUACCGACUUCGAGAAAGGAUUCAUCAUGGCGGAAGUCAUGAAGUUCGAGGACUUCAAGAACGAGGGCACUGAGGCGGCCUGCAAAGCUGCCGGGAAAUACAGGCAGCAGGGCCGGAAUUACGUGGUGGAGGACGGGGACAUCAUAUUCUUCAAGUUCAAUGCCGGCGCGGGUCUGCAACAAGCGAAGAAGAAAUGACGGACGCUUACUAUGAUCUGCGUCAUUGUUUAUUUAUACGUCAAUAUGAUCUUUUUUUAUGCCAGCAUGAAUUGUUGAUUUUCGCAUUUCUAACACUGUUUUUCAUUUGUCACCUUUCCUGUACUGAAUAAAUGCAUAUACUUUUAA
Molecule: messenger RNA, 1449 nt
Organism: Anoplophora glabripennis (Asian longhorned beetle)
Lineage: Eukaryota; Metazoa; Arthropoda; Insecta; Coleoptera; Cerambycidae
Product: obg-like ATPase 1
Exons: 10
Coding region: 103-1302 (399 amino acids)
Cellular component (GO): cytoplasm
Molecular function (GO): ATP hydrolysis activity; ATP binding; GTP binding
Source: RefSeq, a predicted model, not a curated record